Molecule: messenger RNA, 927 nt
Organism: Rotaria sordida
Lineage: Eukaryota; Metazoa; Rotifera; Eurotatoria; Philodinida; Philodinidae
Source: the annotation of a GenBank genome assembly
AUGUCUACUGAAAAUCAUGAACAAAAAACAUCUAUCACUAAUAAUGAUAAUAUAAAUCAUGAAGAAAAACAAUAUCUUAAUAUAGUUAAAGAAAUUAUUGAAAAAGGUGUUAAAAAAAGUGAUCGAACAGGUAUUGGUACACUUUCUAUAUUUGGUCCAACAAAUAUGCGAUUUAAUUUACGAAAUGGAUGUUUUCCAUUAUUAACAACAAAACGUGUCUUUUGGCGUGGAGUUAUUGAAGAACUUUUAUGGAUUAUUAGUGGAAAAACAGAUGCAAAUAUACUUAAUGAAAAAAAUGUUAAAAUAUGGAAUGAUAAUGGUACAAGAGAAUUUCUUGAUAAACUUGGUUUUACUCAACGUCAAGAAGGAGAUCUAGGACCAGUCUAUGGUUUUCAAUGGCGUCAUUAUGGUGCAAAAUAUAUCGAUUGUAAAACUGAUUAUACAGGUCAAGGUAUUGAUCAACUUGCUCAACUAAUUCAUAUGAUUAAAACAGAUCCCAAUUCACGUCGUCUUAUUUUAUGUGCAUGGAAUGUAAAUCAAAUACCUGAAAUGGCUUUACCACCAUGUCAUGUAUUGUGUCAAUUUAAUGUAUCACCAUCUAAAGAAUUGUCUUGUCUUAUGUAUCAACGUUCGUGUGAUCUUGGUUUGGGUGUUCCAUUUAAUAUUGCGUCUUAUUCUUUACUUACGUAUAUGAUUGCACAUAUAUGUGAUUUAACACCAGGUGAUUUUAUUUAUACAAUGGGUGAUGCACAUGUCUAUCUUAAUCAUAUUGAACCAUUACGUGAACAAAUUCAACGAGAACCACAACCAUUUCCAACAUUAACAAUUGUUAAUAAACGAAAUUCGAUUGAUGAUUUUCAUAUUAAUGAUUUCAAACUUGAAAAUUAUUUACCAGAUCGUCCUAUUAAAAUGCAAAUGGCUAUAUAA